Mercurialis annua (annual mercury) is the source of this 378-nucleotide messenger RNA. RefSeq lists its product as uncharacterized. Lineage: Eukaryota; Viridiplantae; Streptophyta; Magnoliopsida; Malpighiales; Euphorbiaceae. The coding region runs from base 1 to 378 and encodes 125 amino acids. The record is from RefSeq and is a predicted model, not a curated record. The transcript is spliced from 2 exons.
AUGGCGAUCGAUGAAGUCGACAAAUGGAUUAUUCCAAUAAUCAAAUACUUGGAAAAUGACCAAUUACUCAUAGUACAAAAAAAACCUUUAUCAAACUUCGCUAACCCACCCCUAGAGAAAUGCGUAUCAGUCGAGAAUGGACGCCUAUUUCUGAAGGAAAUUCACGAGGGAAUAUGCGGAGGCCAUGAAGGCGACAACACGAUAGCAAGGAAGACAAUGCUACAAGACUACUAUUGGCCGACAAUAAAGGAAGAUGCCAAAGAACUCAUGAAAAAUGUGAUAAAUGUCAAAGACAUGACAACGUUAGCCAUAGACCGACUGUACCACAAAGCUCUCUAUAAAGCCCCUGGAUUUUCGCCAUGUGGGGAAUGGACAUAG